Messenger RNA from Branchiostoma belcheri (Belcher's lancelet), 2161 nucleotides. Its product is annotated as cilia- and flagella-associated protein 157-like. Gene Ontology annotation, molecular function: microtubule binding. NCBI's taxonomy places the organism in Eukaryota, Metazoa, Chordata, Leptocardii, Amphioxiformes, Branchiostomatidae. The transcript is spliced from 11 exons. The coding region runs from base 422 to 2095 and encodes 557 amino acids. Gene Ontology annotation, cellular component: cilium; ciliary basal body. The record is from RefSeq and is a predicted model, not a curated record.
UUUAAAUUCGAUACUCUCCCCUUUUUAUUCGUUUGUAACAUUGUACCUUUUCUGGACAUGUAAUACAGUAGCGGAUACGUCACUUGACGACCAUACCUACAGUAUACAAACCACCUGUUAUCCUAUACCGUCCCUAACACCUACACAGGGGGCCACUAGCGUACCACCAUCUUGUGUUUUCAAACGGUUGUCGGUAGUGUACAUCUUCUUGGCUUUUAGCGACUGCAAAGACGCUCUGUAAGAGAACGUAUGUCCAUUGUAAUUCGGUUUGCGUGACCACGACCUAUCAGAGAGAGACAUGUCGACAUGACCUGUAAAUACGUGGUACGUUUAACUCUCAGUAAAUAGCGUUGUACUACAUAGCAACUUGGAGCUAAACUUCGUAGACAACUGCGAGACUCAGUACAGCACCUGAAGGAAGAUGCCUCCUAAGAAGAAGAAGGGAAAGGGGAAGAAGAAGAAGGGGAGUGCCAAGGGGUCGGCGGCGGGUUCCCGAGCGGCCUCGGCGGUGGAUGAAGGGCCUGUGUCCGAGGCCAGGAAGGAGUUCUACCUGAUACAGAUCAAAGAUCUGGAGAGGAAGAGAGAAAGACAACAGCAGAAGGCUCAGGAGCUGGAAGAUGCCAACAAGGAGUUCAAGGACCAGUAUGACCAGAUGUCGAAGGACAAGCACGACAUCGUCACGUUUCUGAAGAGGACUCUCCAGGAGCGGAUAGACGAGGUGGCCGACCUCACGGACAGGUUAUCGGCUCUUCAACAGGAUAAGGACCAGGAGAAGGAGGCGUAUGAAGAAACCAUCAAGUCUAUGAAGGCAGAGUUCCAGGAGACCAAAGACAACCUCAGCACGGAGAACAUGAACCUACAACGAGCGUUAGCGGGUCUGGAGGAGUUUAAGAUCCAGAGAGAAGACUUGAUGCGGAAGUUCGCUAACCUGGAGGAGGAUUCGCGGAAACUUCAAGAUGAGCAUCAGGAACAGAUGUACAAACUGGAGCGGAAGGCGGUGGUGGACAAGGACAGGUUGAAGAAGGAGAUGGUUCUGAAAGUGAACCAAGUCGCGGCGGAGUUUAGAAAGGUCUCCAACAAACAGAUGGCGGACACCACCAAACGGACCAUCCGGGAAAACGCCUCCAUCAACAGUCAACUCACCAAGAUGUCCGACAAGACUAUGGACAUGCUGCAGGAAAUUGACGAGCUCCGUGCGAAGGAGAAGCACAAUCGGCAGCAGAAACAGCUGUUGGAGGCAAACGAGAAGGAACUGGCCAAGAAAAUACAUUCCAGUCAGAAGGUGAUUCGCAUGUUGACGGAGAAGUCGAAGCAGACGGAGGCCCUGCUGGCUGAGUUCGAGGCUAGGGAGAUGGAGUACCAGGAGAUGCAGUCCGAGUCGCACCUCAUACGCACGCAGAACGAGGCUAUGAAACAAGAGCUGCAGAAAAUCAGCCGGGAACUGGACAACAAGGAGGAACAGGUCACUGAUCUGCAGCAGUCAUUGGAAGAUGAAACCAAAGCCAAACUCAAACUAGAACAGCUGAUCCUGGACACAGCAGCCAGCAUGCACAACGCACUGAAGGGCCCCGCCCCUGACGACCCAGACUUUGAGGCGCUCUUGGAACAGCGGGAGAAGAGAGACGGGAUGCUGGAGCAGAUCCUCGCCAUGUUGAACAGCGCGGCGGCGCUCGGGUUCGGCCCGGCUCCGGGCAGGCUGGGCAAGACGUCAGCAGACACGUUCAGGACCAAGACAAGCUUCCUUCCCGCCGUGGGAAUUGGGUUAAAGAAAGGAACUGUGUCGAUGUCCCCGUUCGCCACUCCCGAGGGUACGGUGGCACACUACCAACUGGGAGACCUCGGGCUGGUGCCGAAGCCUCGGGAGGCCAUGAUGGCGUCCAUGGCGCAGAGUGUAGGCGGGCUGUCGCACACCACCUCCCGCCUGGGCGCCGUGAGGGACCCGCGCAGGGUCAGGUCUGUCGGCGUGCAGACAGCAAGUGCACAGAGGGCGAUGUUCUUCGCCGACCAGCUGCUCCGAUCUCCAGUGAAGGGACUAGACUAUCCGGAGAAGAUCGCCGAGACGUCUUUUACUCAGCAAAGAAAGAAAGUACGCUGAACGUCUUGAGAAUUUACCCCAGAUAUCAUAAAGUCUUGUCUUCGCGUUACAUACGUCCAAAGUUUG